This is a messenger RNA of Abrus precatorius (Indian licorice), 2492 nucleotides long. Its product is annotated as glycerol-3-phosphate dehydrogenase SDP6, mitochondrial. Gene Ontology annotation, biological process: glycerol-3-phosphate metabolic process. The transcript is spliced from 7 exons. Gene Ontology annotation, cellular component: mitochondrion; glycerol-3-phosphate dehydrogenase (FAD) complex. The record is from RefSeq and is a predicted model, not a curated record. Gene Ontology annotation, molecular function: glycerol-3-phosphate dehydrogenase (quinone) activity. Bases 54 to 1943 code for a protein of 629 amino acids. Lineage: Eukaryota; Viridiplantae; Streptophyta; Magnoliopsida; Fabales; Fabaceae.
AUAACCUUUUGUCACCGCGCUUUUCAUCACGCUCAUUCUUCUUUCUCACCGCCAUGACACGAGUCCGAAAACUCGGCGCCGUUGUCGGAGCGGCCAUCGCCACCGCGUACGGAGGCGCCAUCAUUCUGCACGAUCCUCCCAUCUCUGCUAACGAUUAUGGAGGCGGUUCCCGCCUCGAGACGUUACAGAAGCGUCUGCAUGGCCCUGACGCCGUCGCUCCGUCCAGGUUGGCGCAGCAAUCCGCAUUGAUGGCCGCCGGAAAGUCUAAUCCUCUUGAUGUUCUCGUCAUCGGCGGCGGUGCCACUGGCUCUGGUGCUGCGCUUGACGCCGUGACCCGAGGACUCCGCGUCGGGCUUGUGGAGCGAGAAGAUUUUGCUUCCGGAACUUCGUCUCGAUCCACGAAGCUCCUUCAUGGAGGUGUUCGAUACUUGGAGAAAGCUGUCUUUAACCUUGACUAUGGACAAUUCAAGUUAGUGCUUCAUGCACUCGCGGAGCGUAAACGGGUUAUUGACAAUGCCCCACACCUAUGCCAUGCACUGCCAUGCAUGACACCGUGUUUUAGCUGGUUUGAAGUAGUGUACUACUGGAUGGGCUUGAAAAUGUAUGAUUUGGUUGCAGGAAGACAAUUGUUACACCUAUCAAGAUAUUAUUCUACAGAAGAGUCUGUUGAGCUCUUUCCCACUCUGGCAAGGGAGGGAAAAGAUAGAAGCCUAAGGGGCACAGUUGUUUAUUAUGAUGGGCAGAUGAAUGAUGCAAGGCUUAAUGUUGGAUUGGCUUGCACUGCUGCUUUAGCUGGUGCAGCAGUGCUGAACCAUGCAGAAGUGGUAUCCUUACUGAAGGAUGAUGCAGGAAAUCGGAUAAUUGGUGCACGAAUUCGGGACAAUUUAACUGGAAAGGAGUUUGAUACAUAUGCAAAAGUAAUUGUGAAUGCAAGUGGGCCAUUUUGUGACUCUGUAAGGAAAAUGGCCAACAAAAAUGCACAAGAAAUGAUUUCUCCCAGCAGUGGUGUACAUAUUAUACUUCCUGAUUAUUAUUCUCCUGAAGGAAUGGGCUUAAUUGUCCCUAAAACAACGGAUGGACGUGUUGUUUUCAUGUUGCCAUGGCUGGGAAGAACUGUUGCUGGGACUACAGAUUCUAGUACUAACAUUACUUAUCGUCCAGAACCACACGAAGAUGAAAUACAGUUCAUAUUGGAUGCCAUAUCUGAUUACCUCAAUGUUAAAGUACGCCGCACUGAUGUUCUUUCUGCUUGGAGUGGAAUUCGCCCAUUAGCAGUGGACCCAACAGCCAAAAAUACUGAGAGUAUCUCAAGGGAUCAUGUUGUUUGCGAGGAUUACCCUGGUUUGGUCACCAUAACCGGUGGCAAGUGGACUACCUAUCGUAGCAUGGCAGAAGAUGCUGUUAAUGCAGCUAUAAAGUCUGGAAAGCUGACCCCCACCAAUGAAUGUGUAACCGAAAAUCUCCGGAUUGUUGGUGGUGAAGGGUGGGAGCCUUCUUCUUUCACAGUUCUUGCUCAACAGUAUAAGCGCAUGAAGAGUACACAUGGUGGUAAAGUUGUUCCUGGGGUAAUGGAUUCUGCUGCUGCAAAGCACUUAUCUCAUGCAUAUGGAGCAUUGGCUGAGCGUGUGGCUGCCAUUGCUCAGAAUGAAAAUUUGGGUAAACGACUAGCCCACGGUUACCCUUAUCUGGAGGCAGAAGUGGCCUACUGUGCUCGUAAUGAAUACUGUGAAUCUGCUAUUGAUUUCAUUGCAAGGAGGACUCGUCUUGCUUUCCUAGAAACUGAUGCAGCACGAAAGGCAUUGCCUCGUGUGAUUGAAAUAUUGGCAAAUGAGCACAAGUGGGACAAUUCAAGGCAGAAGGAAGAGUUGGAGAAGGCUACAGAAUUUUUGAAGACCUUUAAAUCCUCAAAAAAUGCACAAUUCCAUGAUGGGAAACACAAUUAGUUCUGGACUUGAACGACAAAGAAGCUCUUCACUUGACAAUUGUUUGGGCAUGUUCUCUUCCCAAUAGGUGACCAUGCUUGUCAACGAGAGUAGAUAGUAGCUACACACACAUUAGAAAUCAACCCUUCGGCGAAUUUGUCUCACAAAUUCCUGCCAAAAUAACGUUUGCAAGAUGGAUUCAUUAUUUUGGACAGUCACGGACCAAAGAAAUACUUCUGGAGAUUGAUAUCAAGGAAUGAAGGAUCAUGUUUCAGUUUAACUCGAUCUUUAUAUUUUUAUUUUACUUUCCAAUCCCCCCAUCAAAAAAAGAGUUUUUUGAUAUUGGUUUAAAUUUUACGGAUUACAUGGGAAUAGAAUUGACUUCACUGAAGUAGUUUCAGACAAUACUUUUGCUUUGUAGUGUUAACUUCAGUUUUAAAAGUCUAAAUUUAGAAAAUUGCUAUUUUUUUAAAUGUAAUAAAACUUUUAUUUUUAAUAAUUUUCUCUUACUUUGUAUCAUGCCAUACUUUUAUCAGGUCAGGAUUACAAGGAUAUCAAUCUUUAAUUUAU